Molecule: messenger RNA, 2130 nt
Organism: Ixodes scapularis (black-legged tick)
Lineage: Eukaryota; Metazoa; Arthropoda; Arachnida; Ixodida; Ixodidae
Exons: 3
Coding region: 1-2130 (709 amino acids)
Source: RefSeq, a predicted model, not a curated record
AUGCAUGCGGCUCCCAAGACAGAUCAGAGGGACGUGACAAGCGACGAAGGUGUCACGCCAGCAAAAAAGUCACGCCCAUCGACUGCAGACGGACCCGAAUUUGUCGACCAUCCAGAUGGUACUAGCAGACCCCCUGUGGUCACACCUCUCGCCACGUUGAAGGGAAUCAUACCGCCGAACAGGCACUGGGUUCUUCACCAGCUUGACGACACCGAGGGAGUGUGUUUCACAUCGUGCUCUCUCAACUCGCUCACCGGUGAAGUGAAGGUAGAAAAGGCAGUGUUCUUCACCGUAGACAGUGCCGGUGUUUUCUAUUCAAAGGCGUUUGUGCUUGGUAAGCUGGUGGCCGGCUCGGCAAUGUCAAACAUGCAGGACGCAGCAAACGUAUUGCAGCGCGUGUGUGAAAUGCAUCCCUGCAACGGCGCCGCAGCACUGAACGAAGCUUUCCUGGUGAGCAACCUCACAACGAGCUUGCGAGACCAAACAGAACAAAAAUUCAACUACUUGAGGUCAGCCCUGACUGGUGAUGGAGCAGCCGCCAUCGCAGGACUGCACCCAACCGCUGAAUGCUACGCCCACGCCAUCGAGCUCCUGCAGCAGCGGUUCGGGAACCAGGCGGAGCUGAUACAGGACCACAUGACAGGGCUCAUGGACAUCAUUCAGGUGCCGUCAUCGCGCAGCGUCAGAGCCCUGCGGCGGGUCUACGACAGCGUCCAGGCUCACAUCCGGGGCCUUCGGGCGUUGGGUGUGACGGAUCAGUCAUACUGUGCCAUGCUUUACCCGGUUCUGCUUCGUGCGCUUCCGGACGACAUGAGGCUUGAGUUCAACCGCAAGAUGUCUUCGGGGAACGCCAAAAACACCACCGCCGGGGGAACAUCAGCAACCGACAUCGGCUCCGACUCAGCAACGGAACAAGGACCCGUUAAGGAGGUGCGCGUGCUGCUGAACUUUCUCAAGAUCGAGGUGGAGAGCCGGGAGAAAACAUCCAAGGAACAACCCGAAGACGCCGGCGGUAAGCCUGCACAUUGUUUCCCCAUGCAUGAACAUCCGAAGAGGCGCCUAAACAACGCCAAGACUCGGAACGCUACCGCUACGGCCUUGCAUGGCAGGAUGGACAGCAUGGAAUGCUUUCUUUGCAAAUCAAAGGCGCACAGCACACCAGACUGUAACGCGAAGAUCGAACUCAAGGAAAAGAAGCGCAGGCUGCAAGCCGAUCGCAGGUGCUUCCGGUACACAAAGCCGAACCACACGGCAAGAAUGUGUCGCGGCACGCUCCGUUGUGACAGGUGUGGAGGAGGGCAUGUAUCCACUAUGUGUGAUCCAGAUUACUUGCCGGGACGAGCCGCCAGCGGAUCGGAUGAAACGCGGAAGAAAAACAAGACGCCUCUCAACCUGCAUGUGAGCGAGAAGGGCAACAAACCUGCUGUCCUUCUGCAAACCGUUACCGCGUGGGUGGAAAGCAAGAACAGAAGAAAGUUGGCCCGCAUUCUCUUCGACAGCGGUAGUCAGCGCUCCUUCAUUACAGAGGAGCUGUCGAGGGGUCUUGGUUGCAAGCUUCUCGGAACGGAGGUUCUUACCGUCGGAGUGUUCGGUGGCAAGACUAGCGAACAAACGUACCGUAGAGUUCAAGUAGUUUUGAGUAAUCGUCUAACCGGCCAGACAUACGAGAUAGACGCCCUCGAGACGCGUUCUAUCUGCGAACAAGAACUUCCAGGCCCGGAUGAAGACAUCCUGGUGAAUAUGGAGGAGCUCGGACUAACGGUUGGUGACGACCUGAACGGACUCGAGUGCAACGGAGUAGGAAUCCUCUUAGGAUCGGAGCACUACUGGGGAUGCGUUACGGGAAGAGUCCGUCGACUGAGCGAGAACCUGACGGCAGUGGAGACCGCCUUUGGUUGGGCAGUACAUGGACGUUCCCAGGCGACUGCAGCUGUUGUCAACUGUUCCCAAGUGAUCGUCCUCAGAGCUGCCGUGAGCGACCAGGAGAACACGGCUGUCCUGAGAGGAUUUUGGGAGCUUGAGAGUAUGGGAGUUGUGGACGCAGAGGUCCAGGAUCACUCCGAUAGCGACAUCAUGCAGCGCUUUGAGAGAAGCAUCACCAAAUCUGAUCGAAGAUACGAAAACACGUGA